Messenger RNA from Emiliania huxleyi CCMP1516, 633 nucleotides. RefSeq lists its product as hypothetical. The record is from RefSeq and is a predicted model, not a curated record. NCBI's taxonomy places the organism in Eukaryota, Haptophyta, Isochrysidales, Noelaerhabdaceae. The coding region runs from base 1 to 633 and encodes 210 amino acids. The transcript has a single exon.
AUGAAGCGCUCCCGAGCCGAAAAUGAAGAGCAACAGCCGGCGUCGGCCCGCUCCAUAUACGCCAUCGCGUCCGAGUCGAGCCUGGACGCCGCGCUCGAGCAAGCGCCGCAGCCGCUGCGUGCUGCCAUCGCUUGCCGCACGGGACUGUGGGGUGGCUUUGUGCACAUGACACUCUGCUCGUUUGACGAGCAUGUUGGCGUCGACGUGAUUGAGGCGGCGGAGGCCAUGCUGGCGAGCGGGCGGUCACGACUCGAAGACACACACGCAGCCGGUGACAGGUGCUUGCGACUACCCGUGGACCGGUGGGAGUGGGACGAUCCGGUUGACGGUCGGAGCGCGUACGCCGGUCGGCACAUCCUCGUCUGCCACCUCAGGGGCGGCUCCAACGUCCUGAGUGCAGUGAUGAAGACCUGCGGAGAGCACAGGCUGGUCGGCACACGCGUCAAGUCGCGGGAGCCGUCGUCAAAGGCGCUGCACGUGACGAUUCCGCUCGAGGCGAGGAGGCUGCCGUGCGACGGGGCGGCGAUCCGCGCCUUCCUCGCGCGGCUCGAGUGGGAGCUCGCCGUGGUCAGGCUGGACGGGCCAAAGGCGGCGGCCACGCCGCCAGCGUCGAGUGGCGCGUUCGUCAAUUAG